Messenger RNA from Strongylus vulgaris, 297 nucleotides. NCBI's taxonomy places the organism in Eukaryota, Metazoa, Nematoda, Chromadorea, Rhabditida, Strongylidae. The record is from the annotation of a GenBank genome assembly.
AUGAACAAGUCAUCCCAUGUGGUCAGUGGCCCGAGGACGUUUUGCUUCGUGAGAGAUAUUCCAGAGUUCUUGGAGACCAUCUAUCGUCUGUCCUUCUCAUUAUAUGACCGACCCAUCCAUGUUUUGCCUCAGGGACGUAUUCCGCUGGAUCAAGAACGAGAUAUUGAUCUCAUAUUUGGACUGCGAAAUCCGACGAGAUGUGAGUGCGACGGGUGUACUUCAGAAGACGUCGUACCAGCGCUCUGUGCUGAUGUGCUCUGUGCUGCUUCUUUGGAGGGUCUUCGACGUAGCCACUGA